UAUUGUUGGUUGAAAUGAUUCGAAUUGAUGUUUCAAGAAAGAAUGCGCGCCAAAGGGGUGAUUAUUAUAAUUGUGUCAGUUAUUAUUAUUAUUAUAGUUUCCCCUUUGGUAGAGGCUGUAGAUGCAGACAGAGAUCACCAACAAGUAACUACUCUUGACAAUCGAAUCGAUUCGGAGGAAACUAUGGAUGAUGAUACGGCAGAACUCUUUUGGGUGAAAUGCGGAGCAGAGUUGGGUUAUUCCAUGGAAGAUUUUCACGAUCCUCAUGUCAGGAAAACCAUACUAGAUUGCUUAAGAGAUAAACGAAUCAUGUUAUCGAAAUCCAGAAAAGACAAACUUACAAGAAAGUGGUACAUAGAGUAUUUCGUAUCUUUUCUACCCAAGCCCGGUGACACUUCUGUAAGACGUAGGUUGGCCGAAGGUGUUAGCUCAGGAACCGUCAUCGUUGCUGUCGUCGUUACUGCAGUUGUCACACUUUGUGUUGCUGGCCUUCUUUUUUACUGUUACGUUAGAAAUUUCGGUCUUGCUGGCACGCAAAACGAUGAAAAGUCUCUUGUCAGGUCAACUAGUGGUGAUUCAAAGAAGUCCGAGGGUCAAAAUGGGAACAUAGAGGAUCAAUCAAACGGGCAGAUGGAUGCAAGAGUCAGUGUUGAUUCUGGGCCCCAUGUGAAGGCGGUUCUGGAUCCUUCUGCACACCCUCCGGCCGGAAGGGUACAAUCGUCUUUACGGCAUACUCUGAAACCUAGAGCUGUAAGGGCAGAAUCGUCUUUACGCCCUACCCGAAAGUUGGAUAUUUCUGUACGACAUACUGGUGGAAAGACCGACUCUCCUGUUGGCGGGACAGAAUCGUCUCCACUGCAACCACCGGCAAAUGCAAGUUCUCCGGUUUCUUCUCCCGCCGCCGCCGCUGCUCCUCACUCUCCCGCCGCCACUGCUCCGUCAACUUUCUCUCCCAUAGUUGCCCCGACUCCACCUGGACCUCCGUCUAACCAUCCACCACCUCAAGGAGCAACUCCGCCACCUCAAAGAGAAGCCCCGCCACCUCAAAGAGAAGCCCCACCACCACCGCCGCCGCCUACUGGAGGACAACCUCCUCCACCGCCACCUAUUGGAGGAGCAGGAGCACCGCCGCCGCCACCACCCAACCCUGGAGGUAAUACAAGUGGGCCCCCACCACCGCCUCGACGGUUGGGUGCAAGCAUCAGACCACCACGCCGUGCAGGUGCAGAGCCAGCUGAUGCUUCUAAGGCUAAGUUAAAACCGUUCUUCUGGGAUAAAGUUAUGGCUAAACCCGAUCAACAAAUGGUUUGGGAUAAGAUCAAAUCAGGAUCAUUUCAACUCUUAAUGACCAGGUUCAACGAAGAAAUGAUCGAAAGUUUAUUCGGUUAUCAAGCACCCGGAAAAGAAAACGAUCAAAACACGAAAACCGCUCCAGCAAAAGAAUCACAAUCACAUUUCAUUCAAAUAAUCAAUCCAAAAAAAGCACAAAACUUGUCUAUUCUUCUUAAAGCUUUAAAUGUGACCACAGAAGAAGUUACCGCUGCACUUAUAGAAGGAAACGAGCUUCCUAUAGAAAUAGUUCAAACUUUGCUCAAAAUGGCACCGACCAGCGAAGAAGAACUGAAACUAAGGCUAUACGGUGGGGAUCUUAGCAGGCUUGGACCAGCAGAAAGAUUUUUAAAAGCGCUUGUAGAAAUACCGUAUGCGUUUAAAAGGCUCGAAUCGUUGUUGUUCAUGUGCACGCUUCAAGAUGAGGAAGCAAACAUUAAAGAAUCAUUUGAAACUUUAGAGGCUGCUUGUUUGGAACUCAAAAAAAGCCGAUUAUUCCUCAAACUACUGGAAGCUGUUUUAAAAACAGGGAACCGAAUGAACGUUGGAACAUUUCGCGGCAGUGCAAAAGCAUUCAAACUCGACACACUCUUAAAACUCUCGGACGUCAAAGGAGUCGACGGGAAAACAACACUUUUACACUUCGUAGUUCAAGAAAUCAUGCGGGGCGAAGGCAUACGAGCGUUCCGGGCCGCCAAAGAGGAAAACAAAAGCAUAUGCAGCACGGAAACCAAAGAAAUACUGCUAGCAGCUUCUAGUGAAGAAGCAGAUGAACAUUACUGCAGGCUCGGGGUUGAGGUAGUUUCCGGUUUAAGCCGUGAGCUCGAGAAUGUAACAAAAGCGGCAAUCAUCGAUGCAGACGGGUUAACAAGUUCGGUUACGAAACUCAGCAACGGGCUCGUGAAAGCCCGCGAAUCGUUAAACACGGAUAUGAAAAACUUGGAACAGCAAUCGGAAGAUGCGGAAGGUGACGAGUUCUGGCUUAUUUUAACUGCUUUUGUCGAGACUGCGGAGAAGGAGAUAUCGUGGAUGCUAGAACAAGAAAAGAGAAUAAUGGCUCUUGUGAAAAGCACGGCCGAUUACUUCCAUGGAAACUGCGGUAAAGACGAAGGGUUAAGAUUGUUUUCGGUUGUACGCGAUUUUUUACUCAUUUUAGAAAAGGUUUGUAAAGAGAUACAGGCGGCUCCUAUCAAACCACCAAAGAAGAAAGAUUCAGCCUCAGCCUCAGCCUCCACCGGUCUAAAAACCGAUGAUCAGCAACUCGAUACAAGAGAACACAAACUAACACAAGCCACAAGCAGCGGUCCAGGGCCACCGCCACCACCAUUGCCACCAAAAGCUACAAGCAGCGGUCCGGGGCCACCGCCACCACCAUUGCCGCCAAAGACCACACGGACAGAGGGAUAGCUAUAGUUAUUGUGAAGAUAAUGAUUAGUAAAGAGGUUUGACUCCAUCAAAUUCUGGUUUUUAAAAUGUGCGCAUCAGAAGCGCAAAAUGCGACAUGAUGUGGUCUAAACAGAUAAGAGAUUGAACAAAUCUAAUUAGAGAUGAUGAGAAUAUCUUAUAAUUGAUUUUA
Helianthus annuus (common sunflower) is the source of this 2905-nucleotide messenger RNA. Its product is annotated as formin-like protein 3. The transcript is spliced from 6 exons. Gene Ontology annotation, molecular function: actin filament binding. Bases 28 to 2736 code for a protein of 902 amino acids. Gene Ontology annotation, biological process: actin cytoskeleton organization; actin nucleation. Lineage: Eukaryota; Viridiplantae; Streptophyta; Magnoliopsida; Asterales; Asteraceae. The record is from RefSeq and is a predicted model, not a curated record.